AUGAUUCGAUUCAUUCUCACAUUCUGUCUCUUCUCGAUUCUCGUCGAUGCUACAGAUGUCACAGUUCAAGAACAAAUGAUUUGCAACCAUCACCCCGAUUGGAAAUAUUGGACUCGAUACGUGGAAUACGAUUAUGGAAAGUGAGUUAUAAGCUGCCACGUCAUAACCAUAACCUUCUGAAGGUUAUGACGUGACAAAUACAGAUGUAUUGGAAAAAAAUAAAAUAUUCGUAUCUAGACCAAACGAAGAACUAUUGAGAACCGAGUGGGAAUAUUUAAAUGAAAAUUCACACGGUCCACGGCGUGUUCGUCAAUUCAGUAUCAGUGGAGAUGAUGGAUGGUUUGAUACUGCAUAUGAGAUUGGAGUCGAAAUCUUUCACACGUGUACAGAUACUGGGGAGACAGCAAGAUUGAAUGUGCCAUUGGGUGAUGUUCAAAUUGACUCUAAGUUUGUUUUGGACAAAAAUCCACAGUACAUAUAAUUAUUUUUUUUCAGACUCAAAGACUUUAAGUUGACUGGAUUUGUGUUGAAUUCUCAAUGCAUUUAUUCGAAUUGUGACCUUAUCCCAGUAAUAUAUUUACCUGGUGGAAAAUAUACGUAA
Messenger RNA from Caenorhabditis angaria, 601 nucleotides. Lineage: Eukaryota; Metazoa; Nematoda; Chromadorea; Rhabditida; Rhabditidae. The record is from the annotation of a GenBank genome assembly.